This is a messenger RNA of Elaeis guineensis (African oil palm), 1980 nucleotides long. Its product is annotated as protein phosphatase 2C 37. Gene Ontology annotation, molecular function: protein serine/threonine phosphatase activity; cation binding. Gene Ontology annotation, biological process: protein dephosphorylation. Lineage: Eukaryota; Viridiplantae; Streptophyta; Magnoliopsida; Arecales; Arecaceae. The record is from RefSeq and is a predicted model, not a curated record.
GCGGAAAAAACGUUAAAAUGACCGAGAAAGUCGGAAUUGUUCGUGAGAAAGCUUCUGACAGCCGUGGGUCGCUGUCUCAGGGUGAGAGCAUCCACGCGUAACGAUUGGAGAAGGGACGGAGUGGCAGGUGGACGGCCCGGAUGAGUCCGGUCUGGCCGGGAAGCACGACGUCACACCAACUGUACCUGCGGUUACGGGCAGAUGCCCGUGGGGCGCUCUCUGUCGCAUCGCGCUGUGGGCAGAGGGGAGCGUUCUCGUUUCCCUUCCCCCCAAGGCCAAGGCGGGGAUGGAGGAGGAGAAAAAAUCAUCAUCGUAAAUGGCGGAGAUUUGGUGCGAGACGGAGACGGUGACGGCGGCGGCGGCCUCCUGCGAGCCCAGCCCGCGCACGGCUAGGCGGCGGAGGAAGGAGAUCCAGCGAUUCAGGUUCGUGAACGGCGCGGAGUCGAUGGCGCCGGACGAGGAGUUCUGCCGGAAGAGGCAGAGAUUCGACUGCACUGCGUCCACGCCAGGGGUGCUGCAGAAGGGUUUCGGUAGCGAAGUGGAGGAGCCGGAGUCGGAGACGAAUUUGAAUGGGAGUCGAGGACUUCUGGGGGCGAGCUCGGUGGAGUUGGGGCCCUCCGAUGGAUGCCCGAGGUAUGGGGUGAUCGCCAUCUGCGGCCGGAGGAGGAACAUGGAGGACGCUGUUUCCGUCCGCCCGGAUUUCCUCCGGCGUGGUAGUGGGGCUUCCGAGAGAUACCAUUUCUUCGGUGUCUUCGACGGCCAUGGAUGUUCGCAUGUGGCCGUAUCGUGCAAGGACCGGAUGCACGAGAUGGUGGCGGAGGAGGCGGAGAGGGUGAGAUGUUGUCCUCUGCCGCCGGCCGAGGAGUGGAGGGAGGUGAUGGAGCGGAGCUUCUGCCGGAUGGACGAAGCGGUGGCGAGGGGGUGGGACAGGCCACGGAACGCCAGCUGCCGGUGCAAGAUGCAGACGCCCAGGAGCGAGCAUGUGGGCUCCACGGCUGUGGUGACCGUGGUGGGUCCCAACCGGAUCGUCGUCGCCAACUGCGGCGACUCCCGGGCCGUUCUAUGCAGGAAUGGCGUCCCCAUCCCCCUCUCCUCCGAUCACAAACCGGACCGGCCGGACGAGCUGGAGAGGAUCCAGGCGGCGGGGGGACGGGUGAUCUACUGGGACGGGGCCAGGGUUCUCGGAGUGCUGGCCAUGUCCCGGGCCAUCGGGGAUAGUUAUCUGAAGCCGUAUGUGAUGGCGGAACCGGAGGUGACGGUGACAGAGAGGGAGGAAGGAGACGACUGCCUGAUCCUGGCGAGUGACGGGCUGUGGGACGUGGUCACCAACGAGAUGGCGUGCGAUAUCGCUCGGAUGUGCCUCAGCGCACCACCAGCCGAUGGGGAGAGCGGGUCGAACAGGGCGUGCUCUGAGGCGGCGGUGCUGCUGACCAAGCUGGCGAUUGCGAGGCAGAGCGCCGACAACGUCAGCGUGGUCGUCGUCGAUCUCAGGACAAAUUCGUAGCUCUUGCUGCUGCUGCUACCGGUCGUCGCGGAGGACUACAUGGUUGCGGCUUGAGUUAGAAGUUUAGAUUUAAAAUCUACAAAAAGAAUGUUAUACUUUAAACGUAAGAAAAAAAUCGUUGGUGCUGGUAUCCUAUGAUUGCAGUUAAAAUCUGAAGCAUAGAGCUGGGAGUUUGCAGGAAAGGCGGAGAAAAAAGAAUAGGUAAUUUGAAGGGUAUAAGAAAGACAUGUCUGAAUUUUUCUUUUCUUUUCUUUUUUUUUGUACUCAUCAAGUUUGAUAGGAGAAUUCUUGUCCAAAUGAAAGAAACCAUGUUUCCUUUUUUUUUUUCCCUCUUCGUAAAAUGAACGAACGAGGAUAAGAGGAUCGGACAUUUGUUUUCGAUACUACAGCACUGAGAAAGCAUUUACUCAAUAUCGAGCUGGUUGUAAUUUGAGGAUUCCUCGUACGAGGAAUUUAAAAAAUUGGAUUGCAGCGUU